This is a messenger RNA of Corylus avellana, 3242 nucleotides long. Its product is annotated as Protein kinase superfamily protein. Lineage: Eukaryota; Viridiplantae; Streptophyta; Magnoliopsida; Fagales; Betulaceae. The record is from RefSeq and is a predicted model, not a curated record. Gene Ontology annotation, biological process: protein phosphorylation. Gene Ontology annotation, molecular function: protein kinase activity; ATP binding.
CACAUGAGUCUCGCUGCAAAAAGUGCGCAGCGCAAAGAAAGAAAAAUGGUGUACUACGACUACUGCAAGAAAAGCAAAAGCUGAGGCACAAACCAUACGAAGAACAUUAAAAAACCGCCAUCAGAAAAAGCGUUUUUAUUCUUGCAGAGCACCCUUAUGCCUCUAUAGAAUAGAAUGGAGAGAGAAUUGUACUGCGAAGUGGUUGUUAGUGUGUGAGAGGGAGAGAAAGAAAAAGGGUUUUACAGAGAGGUCUGAGCUCGAGCAGGCUCUACACCGCUCGGGCUCUACAAAGGAAUUCUGGGUCUGUGCCAACUUUUUCACCAUUUAUUUAGAGAGAGAGAGAGAGAGGUUUUAGUUAAAGAAGAAGAAGAAGAAGAAGCGAAGAUUGUUGGUGUUAUGGUUGUACAGGGUGGGGUGGCGUGUCCAUACGGAUUUUCAGGUUCUUUGUGUUUCACUGCUGAGUUAUUUGACUAAAAGAUUUUCUAUGUAACGAUACACAGUUUGAGGACAUGGCUAGGGUCCCAGAGUCAAAGGCACUUACUGGGAAAGUACCUGUUACCUUUGAGAUAUCAAAUGCACGUAUGACCUCAGUAAGAGAAUUCGGUCUGCUAUCAAAUGCACAUGACUUAAGUCAGCUAUCAAAUAUCCAAGAGUUAUCGGAUGCGCAUACAGUCUCAAAUGCACGUAUGAACUCAGUAAGAGAAUUCGGUCAGCUAUCAAAUGCACACGAGUUAGGUCACCUAUCAAAUAUCCGAGAGUUAUCAGAUGCGCGUACAGUCUCCGUAAGAGAAUUGGGUCAGUUACCGAAUGCACGCAUGGCUCCGGUGAAAGAAGUGGGUCAGACACCAAAGAUGCAUAUGGUUUUGGUAAGAGAAGAUGUGGGUAGGUCUGACACAAGAGGCUCUCAAGAUUUAGACUCACCUGUGCCUGUAAGAACAUGGAAAGGAAAAGCCUCUUUGCCUGAAGAUGAAGAACUUAUGCCUGAUGUUGUUACAUUUAAGGGCAGUGGGAAUCCAUUUGAGGAAGGUGGUCCUAGUUCUUUUUCUGGGGCUAGUCAUCCCCCUGAACCUGUUGAUACAGAUCUAAUGAAGACGGUCUAUGUACCAAUAGGUCAAAAAAAAUCCGAGGCUGGAUGCUUAAUGAAGAGCUUGUCUAUGAAGGGUCCUUUUCUAGAAGAUCUUUCAAUCCGGGUUCCACCUAAGAAACCAAGCCCAGCUGUUCUUUCACCUGCUGAAAGUUUGGUUGAAGAACCAAAUGACGUGGGUAGGUUGUCUUCACCAUUUGCAGUUCCUCGUGCAUCACAAAAUGCAGAAAACUCUCUCCUUCCCCCUGAUUCUGAGGAGAGGGAAUGUGUUUGGGAUGCUUCUUUGCCGCCAAGCGGCAAUGUAAGUCCACAUAGUAGCAUUGAUAGUACUGGUGUUGUGACAGCUAUGAGUGUUGUCAAUAGCUGUGCCAGUACAUAUCGGAGUGAUGCAAUCACUAGUGAUGGAAUGCUUAGUAUGGAGAGGAACUGUGAGAGUACAAAAGGGAGUGUUAGAGGGGAUUCACUUGAGAGUGCAAAAACUAGUGUUAGUCGAGCAAGUGAUAGUAGUGGCCUUAGUGAUGAUAGUAACUGGAGCAACAUUACUGGGAGUGCUAAUAAGCCUCAUAAAGGAAAUGAUCCUCGGUGGAAGGCUAUUCUUGCCAUUCGAGCAAGGGAUGGAUUUUUGGGCAUGAGUCAUUUUAGAUUGCUCAAGCGGCUUGGUUGUGGUGACAUUGGCAGUGUGUAUCUCUCUGAGCUGAGUGGAACUCAUUGUUAUUUUGCAAUGAAAGUGAUGGACAAGGCAUCCCUUGCUAGCAGGAAGAAAUUGACAAGGGCUCAAACAGAAAGGGAGAUUUUGCAGCUGCUGGACCAUCCAUUUCUUCCAACUUUAUAUACACAUUUUGAGACUGACAGAUUCUCCUGUUUGGUCAUGGAAUAUUGUCCGGGGGGUGAUCUCCACACUUUGAGGCAACGGCAACCUGGGAAACAUUUCUCUGAGUAUGCUGCACGAUUUUAUGCUGCAGAGGUUCUCUUGGCCCUUGAGUAUCUUCACAUGCUUGGAGUUGUCUACAGGGACUUAAAACCUGAAAAUGUGCUGGUUCGUGAUGACGGCCACAUAAUGCUUUCAGACUUCGACCUUUCCCUAAGAUGUGCUUCUUCACCGACUCUGAUAAGAACCUCAUAUGAUUCCGACCCUUCAAAACGGGCGGCUGGUGGUGCAUUUUGCGUCCAACCUGCCUGCAUUGAGCCUUCAUCGGUAUGUAUCCAGCCUGCUUGUUUUAUUCCACGGAUCUUCCCUCAGAAAAACAAGAAGAAGACCCGAAGACCUCGAACUGAACCUGGGUUGCUGUCCAGUACACUUCCAGAGCUUGUUGCGGAGCCUACCGCAGCCCGGUCUAUGUCUUUUGUUGGAACCCAUGAAUACCUAGCCCCAGAAAUCAUCAAGGGAGAAGGCCAUGGCAGUGCAGUUGAUUGGUGGACAUUUGGCAUUUUUUUGCAUGAAUUACUCUAUGGAAAAACCCCAUUCAAAGGCUCAGGCAACCGUGCCACACUGUUUAAUGUGGUUGGGCAGCAGCUCAGAUUCCAAGACUCACCAACAACCAGUUAUGCGAGUCGCGAUCUCAUCCGGGGCUUGCUGGUUAAGGAGCCACAACACCGGCUUGGGGUGAAGAGGGGUGCUACUGAGAUCAAGCAGCACCCCUUCUUUGAGGGUGUAAAUUGGGCUCUUAUACGAUGUAGCACACCCCCAGAAGUCCCAAGACCAAUGGAGACUGAACUUCCUGUGAAGUUUGGAGCAGUUGACACAAUUGGGGUUGGUAGCAACAGUAAAAGGAUGGCAGGGACAGACAUGAUGAAGUCUGGUGGUAAGUAUCUGGACUUCGAGUUCUUUUAGUUUUUGAUACAGGAUUGUCAUGCUGUGUUGUAUUACUAUCAUCAGUUAAUCCAACAUCACAUUGCUGUCUUCUGCUAAUGAACUUCACCUUACCCACCUCAUAACAUAAUAUUACCCAUCCCCCGAAUUGGAAGAUUGAUACUUCAUGUUCACGGAGGAUGAUGGAUUCCACGCCUGACAUCAAAAUCAAUUUAGAUUAUCACAAAGCUAGUAUUGUAUGUAGAGAACUCAUUUGUCUUAUUAGAGCUAAAGUUUUUUUUUUUUUUUUUGGGCAAGUUGUUGGAGCUAAUAUUAUCAGUUGCAAUCCACAUAUUAAUUUUGGGUAAA